AUGGCGCUUUCCAUCCGCCUUUCUCACGAUGAGGCGACGCCAUUUACACCUGGUUCCGCGGUUCUGGGCGUGGUCAAGCUCACCACUCAUGAAGAGCAAAUCAUUGAGUCUUUGGAUAUCGACUUCAGAGGUCUGACUAAAGUCUUGCUAAACCAGAAUUACGGUGAUCUUGUAGUCUCCAGAACAGACUAUGUUUCUAAGAGCUAUCUCUUCAGCCGGCACUUGAGUCUAUAUGGUGGCGAUUCCAUUCAAUACAAAGGGACCUACGCUUGGCCCUUUGCCUUUCGGAUUCCCUUAUUUGCAGCUCCUCGAGCUGUAAUACCCGGGUCGAAAGAGUCGUUCUUUCCAAAGUACCCAUGGAAAGGAGAUCUAGCCCUGGAUGUUCACCCCCUACCACCGACUAUGGUGCAAACUGGCAAAUUUGUUUGCACUGUGCAAUAUGUCCUUGAAGCCACGCUCCUGCAGCGGCCUGCCGCCCCCAACCACCGAAAAAGCAAGGACAAUAAGGUACAGGCAUCAAAGAGAAUAUCUGUACAGAACUUGGAAAUGCCCUCUCCUACAUAUUCUGGAAGUGAUGUGCCGUAUAUUAUUCAUCGUCACAAAAUGCCUUCCCCUUCUGCGGAAUCCUCACAUCGAUCCGUCCAACGCCUGCUUCCAAUCUUCAGAAAGGGUCUGUGCCCUAAGUCCGAAGUCAAUAUUCGCUUCUCGGUCUUUCUUCCCAAGAAACUCGAAAUAAAAGAGCAGCAAUCGCUGUCCAUCCCAGUUUCCUGCACAAUGGACAGUUCUCCGGCUGGUCAGGAAUUAUUGUCGUCAGCAGUGGACCGGUGUCCGAAUCUUAUCAUCUACUCCUUCAAACUCACACUAGUUCAGCAUACGCAUGUGCGAGCAGGAUGCCAUACCAGCUCAUUAAAGAAACGGAUCUUCACUCGGAAAGGAUCAGGUAUCCUAUCUAUCGCCUAUACCAAUACAUCUGCAUCUCAACCGGUGGGGAAUACGCCAACUUCAUCUGUCAAUCUCUGUGAUAAUGCAGAUCUGUCUGUUCCGGCUGGGUUACUGGGCGCUGACUUUUCAACUUACAACAUUGCUCGAUGUCACAGCCUCGAAGUCUUCUUUUGGAUGAAAUACGAAAGAAAGAAGCACAAGUUUACUUUACGUGAUGUCCCCAUCCAAGUUGUACCACAGUAUAGCAGUGAGCUUGAGAGGCGGCUGAGUGAGGGCGUGGAGGAAGACGAUGUCUACGGGUGCGACCUCGCUGGCAUCCAGUGGCGAGACUAUACAGGCAGUGCCAGUGGUAUGACUUCCGGAGUGGCGGGGAUCUCACAAGCUGUGAUAGAAGACUCUGGUGGCGAUGGCGAUGUGAUUCCAGCGACUCCACCACCUGCGUACACUGUUUAG
Exophiala xenobiotica is the source of this 1395-nucleotide messenger RNA. RefSeq lists its product as uncharacterized. The record is from RefSeq and is a predicted model, not a curated record. Bases 1 to 1395 code for a protein of 464 amino acids. Gene Ontology annotation, cellular component: plasma membrane; cytosol; cytoplasm. Gene Ontology annotation, molecular function: protein-macromolecule adaptor activity; ubiquitin protein ligase binding. The transcript has a single exon. NCBI's taxonomy places the organism in Eukaryota, Fungi, Ascomycota, Eurotiomycetes, Chaetothyriales, Herpotrichiellaceae. Gene Ontology annotation, biological process: ubiquitin-dependent endocytosis.